Molecule: messenger RNA, 3513 nt
Organism: Hipposideros armiger (great roundleaf bat)
Lineage: Eukaryota; Metazoa; Chordata; Mammalia; Chiroptera; Hipposideridae
Gene: ERRFI1
Product: ERBB receptor feedback inhibitor 1
Exons: 5
Coding region: 708-2087 (459 amino acids)
Biological process (GO): negative regulation of epidermal growth factor receptor signaling pathway; regulation of keratinocyte differentiation
Source: RefSeq, a predicted model, not a curated record
GGGCGGCGCCGCGCCCCCGCCGCUCCGGGCUGCGGGCGGCCCCCGACGCAGGGCGGGUCUCCCGGCGAAGAGGGUCGCCAGACGCGGAGUCUCCCUGGGACGGACGGAGAGACGGAGGGAGGGACCGGCCUGGGCACGCAGAUGGGCCUGGGGGCGCCUCUCGCCUCGCCGGCCGCGCACCGGGCGCCGGGACCGCUGCGGAGGGGACGGAGCGGCGAGCCGGGGUCCCGCGCCCGCGGACUGGCGGCGGCCUCGGGCGUUCUCCUUUUUCACAAUGGGGGCUGCGUUACCCUGGUGCGCGCCGUGUGCCCAUAUGUCCCAUCCCAAAAGCUGCGGUGGGUGAUUGCUGGCCCGUGAUCGGCACCGGCUCUGACCCGCGACCCCUCUGCUUAGCCUCGGCGACGACAGUCAACCCCAGUCGGCAUUCUUUAAUUCAUCCAGUAGUUCCGUGCCCUCCUCCUCUCCUAGAAAUGUGACUGUGCUGUGAGCGUCCUAAAUAGUGCUUCAAAAGGAAAGGAACCGCAGAAUUCUGUUCAAAACGAAGCUCUCCUGACUCUUCGCAUGGCUGCCUCUUUUCCAUGCUUUGGAUUUCAAUAUAAAAAGUCGCCUCGGGGAGGCCUUCCCUAACCUCCUGGGGAACGAAAGCUACCGGUCAACUAACAAACCUUUAGGAUCCCAAGUGUGGAGACAUCCCAGAAUAAGGCACGAUGUCAUCCGCAGGAGUGGCUGCUCAGGAGAUUCGGGUCCCAUUAAAAACUGGGUUUCUACACGAUGGCCAGGCCAUGGGGACCAUGAAGACCUACUGGGCCAGGCCCAGGGAGUUUGAAAAUAAGUUUUACAAUGUUGACCCAAUAACCAUGGCCUGCAGUCUGAACACUCCUGGUCAGGCGCACCUAACAUCUCUUGGGCGCUCUUCCACAUCUGCUGCGAUGAGCGGCCUGCGCUCUGCAGAAAACGGCCCCUCUCAGAAGCCCAGCUUGACCCCUCUUAUCAUUCCUCUGGGUGAGAACUUGGGACCACAUGAAGAGGAUCGAGUUGUAUGUGGUCUCAAAAAACUCUCGGUCAAUGGGGUGUGUGCUUCUACCCCCCCACUCACGCCCAUAAAAGCCUGCCCUUCCGUUUUCCCCUGCGUGGCUCCGUGCGAGCGGGGUUCUCGGCCCCUGCCGCCGCUGCCGCCCACCUCCAAAGGCCCCUCUCAGGACGAUACAGACUGUGAGGUGGAAUUCUUCACCAGCUCGGACACGGACCGGCUUCUAGAAGAUCGCACGCUGUCUGACUUCAAGUACGACGUCCCGGGCAGGCGGAGCUUCCGCGGCUGCGGCCAGAUCAACUACGCGUAUAUCGAUACCCCCGCUGCGUCCUCCGCGGAUCUCAGCCAGGCCGCCGAGCAAAGCACAGGUGUGCACAGUGCAAACCCUGCUCCCCUUCAGACCCACCGGAGACUGAGAAGGUCUCAUUCGGGGCCGGCUGGGUCCUUUCACAAGCCCGCCAUAAGGAUAUCCGGCUAUCUACACAGAGCUUCUCCCAACUCCGACGAGGACAAACCUGAGGUCCCCCCUCGGGUCCCCAUACCUCCCAGGCCCGUGAAGCCAGAUUACAGAAGGUGGUCGGCGGAGGUCACGUCUAGCACGUACAGUGAUGAAGACAGGCCUCCGAAAGUGCCCCCACGGGAACCUCUCUCGCGGAGUAACUCCCGCACACCGAGUCCUAAAAGCCUGCCGUCUUACCUCAAUGGGGUCAUGCCCCCCACACAGAGCUUUGCCCCCGACCCCAAAUACGUCAGCAGCAAAGCUCUACAAAGACAGAACAGCGAAGGGUCUGCCGGGAAGGUGCCCUGCAUCCUGCCCAUUAUCGAAGAUGGGAAGAAGGUCAGCUCAACGCAUUAUUACCUCCUGCCUGAGAGGCCGCCGUACAUGGACAAAUACGAGAAGUUCUUCCGGGAAGCAGAAGAAGCAGGCAGCCACAGCCAGCCGUCACCUGCUGAAUGCAGUGUCCCCUCAGCCACAGAAAAGCUGGACUCCAAAACAAAAGUGGACCUGGGUGGGCACGUGAAGCGGAAACACUCACCCUAUGUGGUGUCUCCCUAGGCUGUGACUCGUGGGUCAGCAGACGGUGGUCAAGCGAUGUUCCAGUUUGGCUGACGUGCACGGGAAAACGUUUCAGGUUACAGAACAAAACAGUUGAACUCUGUGUUAAAGAGAAAGGCUAAGAGCGGUUGUGAGGCACUGCUAUGCUGAGGAUUCCUGCUUUAGUUAGCACUGGGGAAGGGCCUACCCGAGUCUGUACGCCGGGAGGGCGGGAGGGCAGGCCGGGGAGCCUUCAUAUACGCAUACAUCAUAUACCUUCUGUAUAAACUCGUGGUAUAGCCGUAGACCAUAGUUGCAGAUUAACCAGUUAGUUGCUGUCUUAGAGUAAUAUAUAUUUAGAAUGAUAAAAACUCAAGCUGGAGAAUGGCUCCUGAUAGACUGCAAAUCCAGCAAAUGCAGGAAAAUGCAGUUUAGAUCAAAAAUCAUAAAAAAUUAUUUUUGCUCAGUAAGUUUGAAGAUUUCUGGCUCUUCGGCCUGUCAAUAUUUUGUUUCAUUUAUUUUUGCAAGUUAUCUUUUACAUGGAGGGCAGGGUGUAUGUUCUCACUGUGGCGCUCUCUACCUACCUAGUCUAAAAAUCUUCCCAAGCCCAAAAUACUUCCUGUUUGGUUGAAGGGAGGGAUAGCAGUUUAUUUGGCAACCAUAUUUUCCACCUGCACAUGUCUCACAUCUUGGAAAAUGAGAAGAUAAUAGAGUUAGUACAUUUUCCUUACAGUUCCUGCUUUGUUCCACCCACUGAAACGGCCCGCCGUCGGUCACAUGCGCCUCCCAGAAACGGGGCACCCGGACUGUUCGCUGGUGUUGAGGAUGUUGGCGUCAGCGAGUCACUGUGUGAUCGAGUCACUGCGUGGGGAUGUGUGCUGGGGUUUUUUUGUUUUUGUUUUUUAGACUGUAUUAAUAAACAAGCACAACACAAGCUGGCCUUGUGUUGCUGGCUCCUAUUCAGUAUUUCCUGGGGACUGGUCUGCUUUUUCAGUAAAACACUUCCGACCAAGAGUGCAGUGUGUCUUAAUACCAGAGGUCACAUCAGCAUCGUCUGCUUUUAAAACUCGCACAGCUGGCUGCUCCACUUUGCUGCAGCAAGACCCAUGGCUGGCGCUGCCACUCCCACAGCUUCGGUGUAUUUCCCUUGUACAGUUAAGCGCAGAAGAGAAGGUGCUGGCUAACAGGUACAUUACUGCAACGUUCUCUUAACACUUAAACAAGCUGUUUACAGUUUAAACUGCUGAAUGAUAUUGUUUGAGCUAUUUAAAGCUUAUAUUUUAGUAUGAACUUAAAUGAAGGUUAAAACGUGCUUUAGAAAAAUGCACUGAUUUCUGCAUUAUGUGUACAGUAUUGGACAAAGGAUUUUAUUCAUUUUUGUUGCAUUAUUUUGAAUAUUGUCUUUUCAUUUUAAUAAAGUUAUAAUACUUAUUUAUGAUACCGUUAA